AAUAUCAAGCAGAUGAUUAAAUUAACACAAGAACAUAUAGAAGCACUGCUAGACAAGUUUGGAGGAGAGCAUAACCCACCAUCAAUAUACUUAGAGGCCUAUGAAGAGUAUACCAGCAAACUAGAUGCCCUACAACAGAGGGAACAGCAGUUACUGGAGUCCAUGGGGAACGGAACUGAUUUCUCUGUCUCCAGUUCGGCUUCAACAGACACGGUUGCAUCAUCUUCCUCCUCUAGCCUCUCCGUAGCACCUUCAUCCCUUUCAGUUUAUCAAAACCCCACUGAUAUGUCAMGGAAUAACCCAAAGUCUCCACAGAAGCCUAUUGUCAGAGUCUUCCUCCCCAACAAGCAGAGGACUGUGGUCCCGGCACGAUGUGGGGUGACGGUCCGAGACAGCCUGAAGAAAGCUCUGAUGAUGAGAGGGCUCAUUCCGGAGUGCUGCGCUGUUUACAGGAUACAGGAUGGAGAGAAGAAGCCAAUUGGCUGGGACACGGACAUAUCCUGGCUCACGGGCGAGGAGCUGCACGUGGAGGUGCUGGAGAACGUGCCGCUCACGACACACAAUUUUGUGCGGAAGACGUUCUUCACGUUAGCGUUCUGCGACUUCUGUCGGAAGCUGCUUUUCCAGGGAUUCCGGUGCCAGACUUGUGGCUAUAAAUUUCACCAGCGCUGUAGCACAGAAGUGCCACUGAUGUGUGUUAAUUAUGACCAACUUGAUUUGCUAUUUGUUUCCAAGUUCUUUGAACAUCACCCCAUACCACAGGAGGAGACCUCCCUAGGAGAGACCCCAGCAUCUGGAUCAUACUCUUCAUUGCCUCCCUCAGAUUCUGUUGGACCACCAAUUCUCCCUAGUCCUUCUCCUUCAAAAUCCAUUCCAAUCCCACAGCCCUUCCGACCAGCAGAUGAAGACCAUCGGAAUCAAUUUGGGCAACGCGACAGAUCCUCUUCAGCCCCCAAUGUUCACAUCAAUACAAUCGAGCCAGUCAAUAUUGAUGACUUGAUUAGAGACCAGGGUUUGCGAGGAGAAGGAGGUUCAGCUGCAGGUUUGUCUGCAACGCCUCCCGCCUCCUUGCCUGGGUCACUCACCAAUGUGAAAGCGUUACAGAAAUCCCCAGGACCCCAGCGGGAGAGGAAGUCGUCCUCAUCCUCGGAAGACAGGAAUAGAAUGAAAACCCUUGGUCGGCGAGAUUCAAGUGAUGAUUGGGAGAUACCAGAUGGCCAGAUCACAGUUGGACAAAGGAUAGGGUCUGGAUCCUUUGGAACGGUCUACAAAGGAAAGUGGCAUGGUGAUGUGGCAGUGAAAAUGUUGAAUGUUACAGCACCUACACCUCAACAGUUACAGGCUUUCAAAAAUGAAGUAGGAGUGCUCAGGAAAACGCGACAUGUGAAUAUCCUGCUUUUCAUGGGUUACUCAACAAAGCCCCAGUUGGCUAUUGUUACACAAUGGUGUGAGGGGUCCAGCUUAUAUCACCAUCUACACAUCAUUGAGACCAAAUUUGAAAUGAUCAAGCUAAUUGAUAUUGCACGACAGACUGCACAAGGCAUGGAUUAUUUGCAUGCCAAGUCAAUCAUCCACAGAGACCUCAAGAGUAAUAAUAUUUUUCUUCAUGAAGACCUCACAGUUAAAAUAGGUGACUUUGGUCUAGCUACAGUGAAAUCACGAUGGAGUGGGUCCCAUCAGUUUGAACAACUAUCUGGAUCCAUUCUAUGGAUGGCACCAGAGGUUAUCAGGAUGCAAGAUAAAAACCCCUAUAGCUUUCAGUCGGAUGUCUAUGCGUUUGGCAUCGUUCUGUACGAGUUGAUGACUGGACAGUUACCAUACUCAAACAUCAACAACAGGGACCAGAUAAUAUUUAUGGUGGGACGAGGAUACCUAUCUCCAGAUCUCAGCAAAGUACGGAGCAACUGUCCAAAAGCUAUGAAGAGACUAAUGGCAGAAUGCUUAAAAAAGAAAAGAGAUGAGAGACCCCUUUUUCCACAGAUUCUUGCCUCCAUUGAGCUUCUGGCCCGGUCAUUGCCAAAAAUUCACCGCAGUGCAUCUGAGCCCUCCUUAAACCGGGCUGGCUUCCAGACGGAGGAUUUUAGUCUCUAUGCUUGUGCUUCUCCCAAAACGCCCAUCCAGGCAGGGGGAUACGGAGAAUUUGCAGCAUUCAAGUAGCCACAGCACCAUGGCAGCACCCACUCUGUUAUUUAAGUCUUGUGUUCCUACAGUUUCUUAACAUCCAAACUCUAUUCUGCUCCUCAGCACCUAAAGUAAUCUAGAAAAGAUAUCCAUAAGCUUAAAAGCGGAGCAGAAUGGAACUGCCAGGCCAACACAAUGGGAAACCAAACCCAACCAAACCCAAGUACCUUUUUAGGAACCAGAACACCCUGCUGCCAGUGUUUCUCCUCCAACACAAAACACCACAUGCAAUCGGAGACCCGCAGUGGCUGCCUGUGCCCUUGGCAUCAUUCCCCGGAGAGAGGAGAGGGCCCUCGCGGUUCGACUUCGGUGCUCGGGCGCGAGGGCACGGAGCUGCUGCUGCUGCUGCUGCACGUCGGGAGCCUUGCUGGGAUGCUCUGCCGGGGCUUCCUCCCUCUAACCACGUGUCCUCAGAGGCUGACUGUCUGACGAGCGCUAAUGGAAAGGAUCACCCUCCGUUCUGCUCUCCUCCCCCCGGUGUGUGCUCGCUGGCUCACGGACAACGCAGCAUCCCCUUUUCGGUGCGCUGCAGGCUCGCGCAUCCACACCUGCCUCUGGUUCGGGCUGGCGCUGGCGGGAAAGUAAAAUUGCGGGGGCAUGGAGCUGGAGAAGAC
Nothoprocta perdicaria is the source of this 2795-nucleotide messenger RNA. It is a transcript of the gene BRAF, whose product is annotated as B-Raf proto-oncogene, serine/threonine kinase. Gene Ontology annotation, molecular function: ATP binding; protein kinase activity. Lineage: Eukaryota; Metazoa; Chordata; Aves; Tinamiformes; Tinamidae. Gene Ontology annotation, biological process: protein phosphorylation; signal transduction. Gene Ontology annotation, cellular component: plasma membrane; mitochondrion; cytosol. The transcript has 18 exons. Bases 13 to 2157 code for a protein of 714 amino acids. The record is from RefSeq and is a predicted model, not a curated record.